Molecule: messenger RNA, 372 nt
Organism: Schizosaccharomyces osmophilus
Lineage: Eukaryota; Fungi; Ascomycota; Schizosaccharomycetes; Schizosaccharomycetales; Schizosaccharomycetaceae
Gene: srx1
Product: sulfiredoxin
Exons: 1
Coding region: 1-372 (123 amino acids)
Biological process (GO): cellular response to oxidative stress
Cellular component (GO): cytoplasm
Molecular function (GO): sulfiredoxin activity
Source: RefSeq, a predicted model, not a curated record
AUGAGCUCUGUUCAAACCGCCACAAACGACAACAUUGUCUAUCUCGACAUGUCAGAAAUUAUACGCCCUAUCCCUCCUGUUCUGGAUUUUGAUAAAGUCAACAGUAUGAGGAAUACAAUGGAAGGAGGUGCUCCUCCUUCAUCUUGCAGUUUCAGUCCUGGCGACCUCGGGAAAGGUGAACUUCCUCCUGUUGAUGUAUUGACCUUUAAGAAAAGUGGUAAAACGUAUUACUUUGCUUUUGGUGGAUGCCAUCGUCUACGCGCUCAUGAUGAGUCUGGAAAGCAAAAGGUUCGUUGUAAAUUGGUCAAUUGCUCUCCUAAUACUCUGCGUUUGUACUUGGGUGCUACUGCAAACAAAUAUCUGGAUAACUAA